This is a messenger RNA of Corticium candelabrum, 1978 nucleotides long. RefSeq lists its product as uncharacterized. The coding region runs from base 310 to 1713 and encodes 467 amino acids. NCBI's taxonomy places the organism in Eukaryota, Metazoa, Porifera, Homoscleromorpha, Homosclerophorida, Plakinidae. The transcript has 3 exons. Gene Ontology annotation, molecular function: protein binding. The record is from RefSeq and is a predicted model, not a curated record.
GGGCGGGAUGUUGGCCAAAUGUACACCACUAACGGGAAGAACCUGUAGGGUGUCGCCAGAGCUGUAAAUAGAUAAGCGACAUUCCUACACGUCCUCAUGACUAAUUGGCACCAACCAAUAGAAACCUAUCAGAAUGACGCAACCACCACGGCCUUUAUAAUGUGCUUUCGUGGGGUCAUCGACACAGUGAGGCAGCCACGCUGCCGCCGGAGGUGUGCAGCCGUGCUCGGAAUUCUACAAGAAGUGGGUGAAGAUUUGUAGAUGCGUCUAGAUCUCUAGCUCGUCAGGCCAAUUGGAGAACAGAAAAGAAUGAUUCGAGCACCGAAAAGGUCCGAAGUCGGCGCAGUCGGUUCACGUACUUGUCGUCUACGUACCUGUCAUGAAGACAGCAAGUACAAUCAGUGUGGCCAUUCAAAUAUGACCAACUCAGAUAGAAGGAAAUUUCAAGAAUUGAUUGCAGCUGAUGUCAUUCGACCACACUGGGCAUUGCUCAAAGAACAAUUAUCUCCUUCUCCCAUUGUUGACAUACUGUACAGUGGGAAGUUGAUGUCAACAGUUGACUUUGAAGAAAUUUACAGCUACAGCAACAAUCGACGGCAAUCUGCACAUUUGCUACUAGACAAGAUUUCUCGAUCGUCAUUAGAAAUGUGUCUCUCUUUUGCCACCAUUUUAGUAAACAAUGUGAAUAAACACUUGAAGCAAGUUGGUCAAACCAUCGUUGAAGUUAUAGCAACUGCCAGUCCAGACGUAACUGUUCCAAAUGAAGUUUUGAGUUGUUUGUCAGCUCUAUCCUCUAUUAAAGACAGACCUCGAAGUCUUAGCUGCCAGUUGAAUGGAUGCAACAUUGUAUCAUUUGUGACUUUGGGUCUAGUGCCAUUCCAGCGAUUUCAUCUCCAACAAAUAAUGUUCGAAAUCGAACUUACAGCAUGCCUUUCAAUCAUCAAAUGUGACGUAGUUGGCCGUGUGACUUGCAUCAACAGUCGUCUUCUACUGAUCGGUUGUGAAUCAUUAAUGGUCACUCUCGACAUAGAAACCAAAGAAAAACGUUGCAUAUCAUUUCCAUUCAAAUUGUAUCACUUGUUUGCUUCUCAUGGAAAACCCUAUGGCAUAGUCGAAGAUACCACCAGUCAAGUGAUAAGUUUACUCAAAUUUGAUGUACAAAGCAGCAGCUACUUGCACAUCAAUAACCUGCCGUAUCAGGUGAAGUUCAACAGCAUUGCAUACAGUGAUGAAUACGUAUGCAUUAUCGGUGGCACAGAUAGGGACGGUCGACCAAUCACUCUGAUUCAAAUCUAUAACUUUCGGUUAAAAAAAUGGAUCUUUGAACCAUUGGACAAGUCCAAAUGGUAUCCGAGUUGUACAAGCAUAGUUAUUGACAGUGUUCUCUACAUUUUAAACAACAAAGAUGGAAGUAUUCAAUCUGUUCGUCUGUCUCCCACCUCUGUUUGCCGUCGAGAUUCGUUACCUUCGGUUCCUUUCGGCUCAUGCUGUAAGCUGCUGUCAAACAACUCACAACUACUCUGCGUUGUAGAAGGGAGCAACACCAUCUACGCACUCAAUGAGGCAGCAUGGCAGCCGGCGUUCAUGUUGCCCUACGAACUUCAUGGUGUAGAUGGUUGUGUAAUAGACAAUACCUCAAUGGUAAUCAUGGGCACUGAAGAUCACAAAGACUACAAAACAGGAUCUCUCUACUUGCUAAGGCAAUCAUAUUGACAACAUAACAUUGACAAUACUAACUGUCAUCUGGAAAUUGUAAAUAAACUAAAAUUAACUUGCUUUGGAUAAGAGCUGCGCUUGCCCAACCAUUCUAGCCUAGUUUUAAUUAUUUCUAUUUGCGUUUUAGUUGUUACAAACGUUUAUAUUGACCAUAUAGUCUAUCAUAUAUAGAGAUUGAGGUAUGCAUGCUCACGCUGUUUUGAUGUCAGUGUAACUCGCUCGAGCAAUAGCUCAAUAUAAUUAGUAUAUAAACUUAUAUCUU